Molecule: messenger RNA, 3838 nt
Organism: Lagenorhynchus albirostris (white-beaked dolphin)
Lineage: Eukaryota; Metazoa; Chordata; Mammalia; Artiodactyla; Delphinidae
Gene: USO1
Product: USO1 vesicle transport factor
Exons: 25
Coding region: 185-3097 (970 amino acids)
Biological process (GO): vesicle fusion with Golgi apparatus; intracellular protein transport; endoplasmic reticulum to Golgi vesicle-mediated transport
Cellular component (GO): endoplasmic reticulum; Golgi membrane; cytoplasm
Molecular function (GO): protein binding
Source: RefSeq, a predicted model, not a curated record
UUCGACAGGUGGUGGAGGCUGUUUCCGGGCUUAGGGGGCUGGAGCUGCUGCCGAGUAAGAGGCGGUGUUGGCGGCGGCCGGAGAGCGCUGAGUGCGGGCUUGGGGGGCCAGGCCCUGCGGAGGACAGGGGAAGUUAUCUUUUUUUUCCCGACGGGGCCGGUGGAGCCGGUGGCUGAGCGGCAAGAUGAAUUUCCUCCGCGGGGUUAUGGGGGGUCAGAGUGCCGGACCCCAGCACACAGAAGCUGAGACGAUUCAAAAGCUUUGUGAUAGAGUAGCUUCAUCUACUUUACUGGAUGAUCGAAGAAAUGCUGUGCGUGCUCUCAAAUCAUUAUCUAAGAAAUAUCGCUUGGAAGUGGGUAUUCAAGCUAUGGAACAUCUUAUCCAUGUUUUACAAACAGAUCGUUCGGAUUCUGAAAUAAUAGGUUAUGCUUUGGACACACUGUAUAAUAUAAUAUCUAAUGAUGAAGAAGAAGAAGUAGAAGAAAACUCCACAAGACAGAGUGAGGAUUUGGGAAGCCAGUUUACAGAAAUUUUCAUUAAGCAGCAAGAAAAUGUCACUCUUCUGUUAUCUUUAUUAGAGGAGUUUGAUUUCCACGUCCGCUGGCCUGGUGUGAAACUUCUUACUUCUCUUUUAAAACAACUAGGGCCUCAAGUGCAGCAAAUUAUUUUAGUCAGUCCUAUGGGUGUUUCAAGGUUGAUGGACUUAUUAGCGGAUUCCAGGGAAGUUAUACGUAAUGAUGGCGUCUUACUACUACAGGCACUAACAAGAAGCAAUGGAGCAAUCCAGAAAAUUGUUGCUUUUGAAAAUGCUUUUGAGAGACUACUGGACAUUAUUACCGAGGAGGGGAACAGUGAUGGAGGUAUAGUAGUGGAAGAUUGUCUGAUUUUGCUUCAAAACCUGUUAAAAAACAACAAUUCCAAUCAAAACUUUUUUAAAGAAGGCUCAUAUAUUCAGCGUAUGAAACCUUGGUUUGAAGUUGGAGAUGAAAAUUCAGGCUGGUCCGCACAGAAAGUGACUAAUCUGCACCUAAUGCUACAGCUUGUUCGUGUACUGGUUUCUCCCAAUAACCCUCCCGGUGCUACCAGUAGCUGCCAAAAAGCUAUGUUCCAGUGUGGCUUACUGCAGCAGCUUUGCACCAUCCUAAUGGCCACUGGCGUUCCUGCUGACAUCCUGACUGAGACCAUUAAUACUGUAUCAGAAGUUAUUCGAGGCUGUCAAGUAAACCAAGACUACUUUGCUUCUGUAAAUGCACCUUCAAACCCACCAAGACCAGCCAUUGUAGUACUUCUUAUGUCCAUGGUUAAUGAAAGGCAGCCAUUUGUAUUGCGCUGUGCUGUUCUCUACUGUUUCCAGUGUUUCUUAUAUAAAAAUCAGAAAGGACAAGGAGAAAUUGUGUCAACACUUCUGCCUUCCACUAUUGAUGCAACAGGUAAUUCAGUCUCAGCUGGUCAGUUGUUAUGCGGAGGUUUAUUUUCUACUGAUUCACUUUCAAACUGGUGUGCUGCUGUGGCCCUUGCUCAUGCUUUGCAAGAAAAUGCUACCCAGAAAGAACAAUUGCUCAGGGUUCAACUUGCUACAAGUAUUGGCAACCCUCCAGUUUCUUUAUUGCAACAGUGCACCAACAUCCUUUCACAGGGUGAUAAGAUCGACCGACGGGGAAGCAAAAUACAGACAAGAGUUGGGUUACUAAUGUUGCUUUGUACCUGGCUUAGCAACUGCCCCAUUGCAGUAACACAUUUUCUUCACAAUUCAGCCAAUGUUCCCUUUCUUACAGGACAAAUUGCAGAAAAUCUUGGAGAGGAAGAACAGUUGGUCCAAGGCUUAUGUGCUCUUCUGUUGGGCAUUUCGAUUUACUUCAAUGAUAACUCACUUGAGAGCUAUAUGAAAGAGAAACUAAAACAACUGAUAGAGAAGAGGAUUGGCAAAGAGAAUUUCAUAGAGAAACUAGGAUUUAUUAGCAAACAUGAGUUGUAUUCCAGAGCAUCUCAGAAACCCCAGCCAAACUUCCCCAGUCCAGAAUACAUGAUAUUUGAUCAUGAGUUUACAAAGCUGGUAAAAGAACUUGAAGGUGUGAUAACUAAGGCUAUUUAUAAGUCCAGUGAAGAAGAUAAACAAGAAGAAGAGGUGAAGAAAACACUAGAACAGCAUGACAGUAUUGUGACUCACUACAAAAAUAUGAUUCGAGAGCAAGAUCUGCAACUUGAGGAAUUGAAGCAGCAGAUUUCUACGUUAAAAUGUCAAAACGAACAGCUCCAGACAGCAGUCACACAGCAAGUAUCUCAGAUUCAGCAACACAAGGAUCAGUAUAAUCUUCUUAAAGUACAGCUAGGAAAAGACAAUCAGCAUCAAGGUUCUUACAGUGAUGGGGCUCAGAUGAAUGGUAUUCAGCCAGAAGAAAUUGGUAGGUUGCGAGAAGAGAUAGAGGAAUUAAAAAGUAAGCAGGAGCUUUUACAAAGCCAACUGGCUGAAAAGGACGCUUUCAUUGAAAAUUUGAAAUCGUCCCAAACAUCACCUGGCACAAAUGAACAGUCUUCAGCGACAGCUUCAGCAAGAGAUUCUGAACAAAUUGAAGAAUUAAAACAGGAACUGGCAACAUUAAAGUCUCAGUUAAAUUCACAGUCUUCUGAGAUCACCAGACUACAGACAGAAAAGCAGGAGCUGUUACAGAAAACAGAAGCAUUUGCAAAAUCAGUUCCUAUACCAGGAGAGAGUGAAACUGUAAUAGCUACAAAAACUACUGAUGUAGAAGGAAGACUGUCAGCAUUAUUACAAGAAACUAAAGAAUUAAAGAAUGAAAUUAAAGCUCUGUCUGAGGAAAGAACUGCUAUUAAAGAGCAGCUGGAUUCAUCUAACAGUACCAUUGCCAUUUUACAAAAUGAGAAAAACAAGCUUGAGGUGGACAUUACAGAUUCUAAAAAAGAACAAGAUGAUCUCUUGGUGCUGUUGGCUGAUCAGGAUCAGAAAAUAUUUUCAUUAAAGAAUAAACUCAAGGAACUUGGUCAUCCAGUUGAAGAAGAGGAUGAACUUGAAUCCGGAGACCAAGAUGAUGAGGAUGAUGAAGAUGAAGAUGACAGCAAGGAACAGGGUCAUAUCUAGCUUUACAAUCUCUAGGAAUGAUAGGGGUUACAUUGUAACUUUGAAGACGGAGUCUUAAGACAGUGCUUUGGUUUGCCUCCACAGGAAGUAAAGAUUUAGAAACCAAGUGGCAGACAUUCACUAAUACAACUAUUGAUGUAUUUUUAAAAUGAAGCCACCACCCAUGUUGAUAAUCCUGUUAUUCUGACUUCAUGUAGAACACACAUCUUUUAUUGAACUGGACUGUCCCAAAAUAUAAUUUGCAAAGAGCUUCAGACACCAAAAAUAUAAUAUUUUCAGGCAUGUGGUGGCAAUGCUCUUUGCCUUUAGUUCAUUGGUUGUUUAUAUAAGUUCUGUAUUUGUCUGCUAUUUUUACUUUUCAGAAUUUGUGACUUUAAAUACUAACACGAUUGAUUUAAUGUGUGUUGGAAUCACUGUUUCUAAAUUCAGUAUUGGAGUUCUUAGCUAAUGAUUUCCUUUUAAAGGAAUGGAUUUACUUAAAGGCAAGAUAGCAUUAUUCUGGGGGAUAAUAUAUCAUCAGCCCUCCAUCCAAUGUGACUCCUAAGGUGAGUAGGAUAGGACAAUGUAGAAUGAGUGCCUUGACACUUGAUAUGGCUGCAUUCUGAACCUCAGUGAAGAAGAAGGAUAUUAGCACACAGUGAAGAGGAGGGUGUUUCUGAGAAACUUCUGCGACAGUGUAUCAGCAUGUGUUUGGUUUUGGUUUUAUUUUUAAGCUAAACAUUAAAACAGAUUACAAGUUAA